AUGGAAGGUUUUAAUAAGAAGGUUAUGAUGAAUUCAAUGAAAAUUCCAUCCGAGAGAAGUACCUUGGAGAAGAAACUUGACAAGCUUAUAUUAACUCUGUUCAGUGUUCUCUUCUGCAUAUGUCUGUUGGGUGCCAUAGGCAGGUUGCUUUUAGAACAAAAAGUCUUCCACCCCUACAUCAAUAACAAUGGAAGCAUAUGCCUUGAUAUUCUUAAAGAACAAUGGAGCCCAGCAUUGACCAUAUCUAAGUUCUUGAAUGGAUUUGAUUGUUCUCCUUCUCUUAAACUCUCUGUUUUCUUAUCUGAUAUUAUCUUCCCUUCUUCCCGCGUCGCAGGAGCUGGGAGCCGAAUCUAUUCCACACUAUUUUUGAUUUCCUUAGCUGGGUUUUUGGCAGUAGUAAUGCUAUUAAUCCCAGGCUUUAUCGUGCCCUUCGAAGAAUUCUAUGGAGACGGGAAAAAAGAUUGUACUGAGGCUGGACUUGUUGCACAUGUGAAUUAG
Molecule: messenger RNA, 498 nt
Organism: Fraxinus pennsylvanica
Lineage: Eukaryota; Viridiplantae; Streptophyta; Magnoliopsida; Lamiales; Oleaceae
Source: the annotation of a GenBank genome assembly